Messenger RNA from Nanorana parkeri, 636 nucleotides. RefSeq names its product syntaxin-4-like. Gene Ontology annotation, cellular component: plasma membrane; SNARE complex; endomembrane system. The record is from RefSeq and is a predicted model, not a curated record. Bases 1 to 636 code for a protein of 211 amino acids. Gene Ontology annotation, molecular function: SNARE binding; SNAP receptor activity. The transcript has 8 exons. Gene Ontology annotation, biological process: vesicle fusion; intracellular protein transport; exocytosis. Lineage: Eukaryota; Metazoa; Chordata; Amphibia; Anura; Dicroglossidae.
AUGAGGGACCGCUCCAAGGAGCUGGACUGUAUGGACAUCGAUUCGGAGCCGUAUGAGUGCAAGGUGUUUCUGAAAGGCCCCUAUAGCGAUGACGAGCUCGACCAGCGUUUCUUCGACAUGGUGCAGCAGAUUCGGGAGUCGCUAGAACUUCUCAGGAGUAAAGUGAAAGCGUUGGAGUCCAGUCAGAUGAAGGUCCUCUGCCAGCCGUUCCCUGGGGACAGUAUGAAGAAAGAUUUAGAGUCCCUGAGAGAGGAAGUCAAAGUUUUAGCUAAAGAGAUUCGAGGGAAAUUAGAGAAAAUCGAGAUGAAAUAUGACGACGAUCAAGUGAGAGGGUCAGUCCACAAGAGAAUGAAGAAGACGCAGCAUGGUGUCCUCUCCAAGCAGUUCAUCGAAGUCAUUAAUCAUUGCAACCUGAUCCAGACGCGGUACAGGGAGAGCAACGUCAACAGAAUCAAAAGGCAGCUUCAGAUCACCGGACAGAGACUCACAGACGAUCAGUUUGACGACAUGCUGGAGAGCGGACAGAGCGACAUCUUUACAUGUAAUGUAAGCAAAGGUUCCUCAUUGGCGGAGUUGGUCGGAGUCGGGAACGAGUAUCUGAAGUCAUCGGUGGACGUUGCCGUGUUUGGGCUCUGA